Messenger RNA from Saccostrea echinata, 5319 nucleotides. RefSeq names its product serine/threonine-protein kinase MRCK beta-like. The coding region runs from base 158 to 3661 and encodes 1167 amino acids. The transcript is spliced from 9 exons. Lineage: Eukaryota; Metazoa; Mollusca; Bivalvia; Ostreida; Ostreidae. The record is from RefSeq and is a predicted model, not a curated record. Gene Ontology annotation, biological process: peptidyl-serine phosphorylation; signal transduction. Gene Ontology annotation, molecular function: ATP binding; protein serine/threonine kinase activity. Gene Ontology annotation, cellular component: nucleus; cytoplasm.
ACGAACCCAAAAUGGAAUGUUUCUGCUAAGGCAAGUGGAAAGGAUACAUGUUUCUCGUUCUAGGCCCAAGCAGAUGCAUUCAUACCAUAAGAUAAGUACAGGUAGCAAAAUGGGUUAAACAACUACGAAGGUCAUUUAAAGAAGUGGCCUGGUCGCUAUGACAACAUCAACAGCAGAAGAUCUGCUCCAGGCCAAUCAGAUUGUUAAGGAGAGAUGGAAAGUGGUUCGAAAAAUUGGUGGAGGUGGGUUUGGAGAGAUCUACGAAGGUAUCGACCAAGUCACGAAGGAGUCAGUGGCUCUGAAACUGGAGUCUGCCAAACAAGCCAAGCAGGUCCUCAAAAUGGAGGUAGCAGUCCUCAAAAAACUACAGGGACAAGACCAUGUAUGCCGAUUCAUUGGGUGUGGCCGUAAUGAAAAGUACAAUUAUGUAGUCAUGACCCUGCAAGGUAAAAACUUGGCUGAGUUAAGGCGGAGUCAAUCGAGGGGGUGUUUCUCCCUCAGUACCACCCUCAGGCUGGGGGCCCAGAUACUGAAGGCCAUCGAGUCAAUACAUGAAGUAGGAUUUCUACACAGAGAUGUUAAACCUUCUAACUUUGCAAUGGGAAGACUGCCUAAAGACAGUAAGAAAGUUUUUAUGUUGGACUUUGGAUUGGCUCGUCAGUACACCACCCCCACAGGUGAAGUAAGACCCCCCAGGGCUGCUGCUGGCUUCAGGGGCACCGUCAGAUAUGCCUCGGUUAAUGCCCACAAAAACAAGGAAAUGGGCAGACAUGAUGACCUAUGGUCCCUGUUUUACAUGUUGGUAGAAUUUCUAGCGGGUCAGUUACCAUGGAGAAAAAUCAAAGACAAGGAACAGGUCGGCCAAAUGAAGGAGAAAUACGACCACACUCAGAUGUUGAAAAACAUGCCACCAGAAUUUAAAACUUUUCUGGAACACAUCGAAUCCCUGGAAUAUCAUGACAAACCUGAUUACUCACUCAUGCAUAACUUGUUUGAGCAGUGUAUUAGACGGAAGGCAAUAAAAGAUAAUGAUCCGUAUGACUGGGAGAAAAUUUACACUGACUCAGUGGCUACCACCACCACUACUUCACCACCAAUAGGGCUGAAAGCCACCACUGGUUUAGGAUUACAUGGAGCCACCGAAGUCAUCGAUGAAAUUCUUAGUGAUGAAGAAAAUAAGGAUGAAAAGAGGUUAAAGGAUGCAGAUCUCAUUAUGGACAACAAGCAUGUGAAAGACAUUGACAAUCGUUACCGAGAGGAGCAGGGUGACAUAGUUCUUAUCAAAAGUGAUGAUCCAAAUCUCCGAGUGGAUGAAAAACACCAAGUGGAGCAAAUGGUCAAAGAGGAAACGGUGGAAAAUGUGGCUGUGGAAGCAGAAAAUGAACCACAUGAACCAGUUGUAAAUGAACCGAAUAAUGAAGAGGUCAAGGACAAUGGCAGUAAACCUGCCACAUCUUCUCCAACUAAAUCUGCCCUCAAAACUGUUGAUUCUAGUGUUCUUAGACUUCGAAACUCACAAAACUUGCCAGAAAGUGCAUUUAAACCUAUUAAGGAAUCAGUGUCAUUUGGUGAUGUGAAAGAGAUAGAUUCAAAGCAAAAGGUUGGUGGUUCAAAUUUCAAGGCAGAGAGGAGAGUGUCUAUUCAGAACUUUGCAGAGGUUCACGAGGACAUUGACGUUCGAGAUAAGUGCAAUAAUGAACCUGAUCCACUUGUGAGUCGUGCACCAUUAACAUUUGCUAUGAUGCAGACAGACGAAAAAACACCAGAUGAUCAUCUUGAUGAAAAUGCAACAAGAGCUGCACCUUACACAGUUGCCAGUCAGUGGAAUGCUUCUCAGUUCCCAUCUUCUUCUGAAAGUCAGGGAGCAGAUGAAAGUGAGGGGGAAGUAGGGGGUGCUAAAAAUAAAUCUCAACUGAAAAAAUCUAAAAGAUUUCAGCAUAAUACAUUAAUGGAUGAAGAGGAUAUGAAAAUGGAUAGUGUUUUGAGAAAUUCCCUUGUUUUGGCUGAUGCAGAUGGUCAGGACUGUCUGAGGAAUUCCAUGGUGUUUCUAGGAGAUGACAGUGCUGCGCUGUCUGCAAAUGAAUCUGACAAUGAUAAAAAACCUGGAGUGAAAAGUAAAUCAAGCUCUUUUGCUGAAAAAUCAAAACAUCAAGAAAAAUCAGCUGCUACAAGUAGUCUAUCACACAAAUUGUCAGGCCAGAGUAAAAUGCCAGAAAAGUUGGCCAAAGAAAUGGAUAAUCUUAUAUGCUCCCCCCUCCGCAAUAGUCCCACAAAACAUUUAUUUAAACCCAAAGAGAGUUUAACUGAUUUGAAGAAAUUAGCUACACUAAGUCACAUAAAAACUGUCACCUCCAAACCCCCUGCACCUCAACCAGUGACAACAAAGAAGGACCUUGGAACCUCGGUAGACAGUCCUGGUCUUGUAAAACCAGCUCUCAAGCCUAAACCUAAACAGCUGCCAAAUUUGAAGGUGCUUGUUGGAUCUUCUGUUGAUAAGAUCAGUGAUGAAGGAAGUUCAGUUGAUGGUAAUCGAAAAACUGCAUCUGUGUCUAAUGUUGAUGUGCAAGUGAAUAAUAAAAAAAGGCUGGAAGAAUUGGAGAGUAAUUCUUCUUUCCUUUCUCAAAACAACUUUGCAUCAAUGAAUCUAGUUUUAAAUAAACAGUCACUGAAGCCUUUAGAAGAAAAGCCUGGGAUAGCCAACUUUACUCAAGAAUCUUCAAAUGUAGGAUCUUCUAUAGAUAUUUUAGGUAGUAAAUUAAGUAGUUUAGAAAAGAAACCUGAAGAUAUUAAAACUUCUGAAAGUGUUACUGUGACAAAAAGAGAAUUGCCUUUGCCAACUUCUCAUAUUCCUGUACGAAUUGACAAACCUGUAAAACAUUCAGUGACAGAUUCCAAAAGGACUGAAAAACAGAUACUAGAGCCUAGUCAAGGAGAGGAAAAUAAUGCAAAAGAAACUCUUAAAUUUGUAAAACAUGGCCACAAAAAGUUUACUGAGAAGGAAAUACAGAAGGCUGAAAUGGAACACUUACAGGCUAGAAAGAAAAUGUCUCCCAUUGUGGAAGAGAGAAAUGGUGAAAAUGCUUCAAAAUCCACAAAAAGUGGGGAACAGGUGCCUUCUAGCACAAAGUCAACGAGCAGUGAACCAUCUGUUGGCAAAGAAGAGAUAAUAGUAGUUUCUGAAGAGAAACACCGGGUGGAAAGGAGACAUUCUUUUAAUACUGACAAUAGACCUUCUUCUAGUCCAUUAGAGAAAAAAUCAACACCAAAUUCAAGUCAAACUGAUUUGCAAACAGGGGCAAAAGGUUCUACUUAUGCAGAGAAAAGUCUUUCUAUUGUGGAAAAUAAAACUGCAAGCCAUAAAAAAGACUCUGGAAUCAAGAAGCCAGUACGGCGUCGUUCCUCCUCUGCUUCCAGGAUUUCUGACCGCACUGCCAAUGAACUCCGUGAGGCCUUGGCAUCAGUUACCCCCAUCCCACCGGAGACCGACCCAUCAAAAGUCCCCAAACCCCCACCUGGUGCUGCUCCCAAAAACAUUGUGUUAUUGAAUGCAAGGAGGCGCCGUUACAAAAUGGCUUCCACCAAUACCAGUCCUAGAGAGCCGUCAUCACCACGAGCCCACAGUGACAUUCCAGUACUUAAAAGCAAGCCUGCUUGGAGAUAGAUUGCAGAACUUUAAAAUUAACACCACCACCUAUCAUCCACCCCAUUUUUAGGGAAAUUAGUUAGAUCUUUGUGCCAUACAUUGAAAGCUGCUGUUUGGUCUAUAGUAUAUAGGCAUGAUAGGAAAAACAGAUGUGCUUCAUAAAAUCAUGAGACCUUUUUUAAAUUUUUGGGGGGUCAAAUUUAUUGUAACGGUGUGGCAAUAUUAAUUGUUCUUGGCAUAAUACAAUGCAAUAAGAACGUAUUUGUGACCUGCAAUGCUUGGAAUUGUGUACAUGUAUUUUGUAUCUGAUGCAGCUUGAUCUAGCCUUGAAAUUGUUAUGACAUUUUACUGCUUUAAAUUCAUGAUGUAAAUGCACUUUGACAAACUGUUGAAAAGUCAAAAGAUCAUUAUUUUGCACUAAGUACUAAAGAUUCCUGAUGAUACUCAUGUAAUGCCAUUUCUCUUCAGCUGAAAUUGCUGAAAAAUUUUUAAAAACCAGGUAGAAUUUUUGGAAAUGUUGAGCAAUAUUAUGUAUGAGUGAAAUUGCUUUGAUAUAAAGUAUGAAUAGACCAUGUUCUUAACUUCAGAGGUAAUCUUUGAAUACUGAAGGCAGUAUGUCAUGCUCAAUUGUUAUAGACACUGGGAUACGUAUUGUGAAUGAUGUGCAAGAAAGCCUGUUAUUGAUGUUUGGCAGCAUUGUCAAGAUAUCGAGAGAGACCAUGGGAGUAAUUAUUCUUUUGAAUUUAUGACUUUGGUCUUUACAUUUGUGACAAGGUUUUUCAAACUGUCAAAAAAUUAAGAAAGUGCUUGUUAUUGAUACCUCAGUUUUAUUUAUUUUGAGGAACUUAGUUUUUAUUUUAUGUGAAUGUGUACGGUGUUAUUGUACAACAUAUACAUCAGUAUAUGAGCAUCUCAUUCAGCAUAUAUUCAUGUAUUGUGAUAUGUAUGUAGUUGAUUUUUAACCUAUAUUGAUUUAUAUUUAGAUUAUAUGAAUUUUUGCAGGUUGUCAAGGAAGUAUAUGAAUUAUCAAGUUAUGUUUUGUUACAAUGCAUUUCAGCAUGCUAUGAGUGGUGUCAUGAAGUUGAAGGUUAUUUAUUCAAUGUAAUAUGCAUGGUGCCCCAUGACAUCAAGGAAGUAAUGUCUGAAAAUCUGAACGUUCCGCUAAUUGAUGCCCAAGAAUUUAAUGAAUUUUUAUAAAGUACACUAGCAUGUUCUGCACAUACUAAGGAUACAUAGAUUUCCAUAUGAUCCUUUAUGAAAGUUAGCUUUUCCCUUCUAGAAUUCCUUUAUGUCUUUGUCUAUCCACGUUCAGUGAUUUCUUGUGAAUUUUAAAAUUGACAUUUCUUGGAAAGAAGGAUAAUGUACAUGUAUUCAGUUCCGUGGCUAUCAUAAAGUACAUCAUUUAAAUGUCACCCUUCAUCUCUCAGACACCGUGAUAUUGUUUCUGCUUUUUGUAAACUUUAUUCUUGUUAGAAUACUUCAUUACCCAUUAAAUGGGGUGAGCAUUAUUUUCAAUAUGUACUUAACACAUUUGUUAUGUCAAUCAAAAUUUUUGUUAAUAAGUGCUUAGAGGUAAAUCUGCUCCAAAUCAAGAGUUGAUUGGAAUGGAUGGGUUUUAAAGAAUGCAAGUUAUAUAUAUGAUUUAAGUAUUACAAUAAAAUAAGCUCAAAAAUGAA